AUGCCGGCGCAGUCGUCCAGCCAUGCCGACGAGGACCACGCCAUUGCGGACACCGCCAUGGACACGGAUAUGACUGCGCCUACGUCGCUGCUGCGCGUCGACCCGGCGCGCGCGGUCGAGGAUGUAGACGAGGAAAUUUUUCUGCUCUGGACGCUCAACGCCAUGCCCUCGUCGGAUGCCGGGCUGGGCUACAUCGAUCCGAACCACGACUCGCUCUUCGUCCGAAUCGGCGCCCACGGCUGGCGUUCGGCGACGCGACGCUCCCAGCUCGAACGCCCGUCCUUGAACGACGACGAGGGCGACAUCGUCGAACUCAGCCAGGACGUCACCAGCCUCCGCUCCUCCAAGGGCAACACGGGCAGCGUCGUGUGGCGAUCCACGCUGCACCUCGCCCUCGCCAUCCGACAGGGAAGGCUCUUCCACCUCGACCGCCUCCGCCACGCCACCGUCCUCGAGCUCGGAUCGGGGACGGGCGCGCUGGCCGCCAUGCUGGCGUCCAGAGUCCACAAGUGGGUCGCAACGGAUCAGGACGAACUCGUACCCCUGAUCCGCCGCAACUUGGGCCGCACCACCGCCGCCGCCAAUGCAGAGGCGUGCGCGCUGGACUGGUUCGACUUCCUCCGUCCUCCCAGCACCGCCUUUCGAGAUCGCAACCUCGAGCGCAUCCUCUCUCGCUUCGACCAGCCCAACGCCGACGGCGGCGGCGGCGGUGGGGGCGAGCGAUACCCUGAUUUGAUCCUCUGCGCCGACUGCGUCUACAACCCGUCCCUCUUUGACGCCCUCACCGCCACCCUCGCCGCCCUGACGCGACCGCGCCACACGGUCGUCGUCGUCGUGGCCGAAAUGCGGACCGACGAGGGCAUCUCGGACUUUCUCCACGCCUGGCGAGCCAGCCUGCCCGAUGGCGGCUGGCGCAUCCUCUCGCUCGAGGACCGCCUUGCAAAGGGCUUUGUCGUCUUUGCCGCCUGGAGGUCCUGA
Molecule: messenger RNA, 978 nt
Organism: Pseudozyma flocculosa PF-1
Lineage: Eukaryota; Fungi; Basidiomycota; Ustilaginomycetes; Ustilaginales; Ustilaginaceae
Exons: 1
Coding region: 1-978 (325 amino acids)
Source: RefSeq, a predicted model, not a curated record